Messenger RNA from Limulus polyphemus (Atlantic horseshoe crab), 392 nucleotides. RefSeq names its product epidermal growth factor receptor kinase substrate 8-like protein 2. The annotation marks the transcript as partial. Lineage: Eukaryota; Metazoa; Arthropoda; Merostomata; Xiphosura; Limulidae. Gene Ontology annotation, molecular function: actin binding. Gene Ontology annotation, biological process: Rho protein signal transduction; regulation of Rho protein signal transduction. Gene Ontology annotation, cellular component: plasma membrane. The record is from RefSeq and is a predicted model, not a curated record. The transcript is spliced from 3 exons.
CAGUAUCUGGCUCUCAGGAAAGACAGGAGCAGAUGAGGUCACCAUUUCAGCAUUCUUUUAAUAUUUCUGAAGAACCCAAUUCAGUCAGAAGUGAGCGAUAUGAUAAAGAAGUGAUGAUGUUAAACUGUUGCUUCGAUGAUAUUGAACUCUUCGUUGGUCGACUUCAACAUGCUGCAGCAGCUUACCAGGAACUAGAACGAAGGCGUAAAGGACGAAAAAACAAAAAGAAAGACUUUGGUGAUGGAAUGCUGAGCAUACGUGCCAAGCCUCCAACUGAGCGAGAAUUUUUUGAGGUUCUGCAGAAAUUCAAAUUUUCCUUCAAUCUGCUGGUAUGUGCCAUACUGAGUUCUUAUAUUUAUAUCAUUUUGGGUUAUAUCUUUAACAUGAAAACU